UACACCGGCAACAGACCAAUGCACUUCCGAAAGUGAGUGGAGGGUUAUAAGGAACACGUAUUUUAAGGAGUGCCGCUAGACGUUCUGCGGGAACAACAGAUUUGACUUGGAGCUGACAGCAUUAGGUCUCUACUGUAGUAGUUGACUACUCUCCGAGAUCAGCACCAAAACACCAUCCACCCCAGAAAAUAUUUAUGAAAAGAGCAAUCUCGGGAGUGAAUUCGAAUGUGGAUCCUCGUGGGUUGUUGGGUGGUUAUCGCCAUCUUUGUUGGAACAGGAUUAGGACCGUCUGAAGUGUCCUCCGCGAGGCUGCCCGGAUCCAUUUCCCUUCAAAGUGACGAUGGGCUGGUUGGGGAUGAGGAUGUGCAGAUCUGGGUCAUGGACCCCCUUGGUGUCAGAAGAGUUUCCAACAAUCUUCGAGAUCAGGACAGCAGCUUUGUUGACAGCCUCGGUGAGAAUGUGGAUCCCAUCUUUAAAUUAGACACCCUGCCAAUGGCUAUUGGACCAUCGCUCGCCACCAGAAAAGUCAUUAGUGGAACGAUUCCUCGUUCCAAAAAACCCCAGAGUGUUCCUUUCUUGGAUCGGAAUGGUCUGCGUGGUGGUGGUGGGAUUGUUUCGGAGUUUUCAGUUGGGCUGGAUACCGGACUUGAUAGGGCCGAAGUGGAGGGAUCCAAAAAUGGACCCGAGUGGACCAACACCAAGGGCCGCGAAUCCCUUGGGUUAAUGGAAAGACAAGGCUAUGAGGACUUUGCCCAAGGUUCUCAAGACGUCAAUAGCGCUGGCAACAAACGAGAACUUAUGCGCGAGAUCUAUGGUCCAAUGUCUCAGGAAGAUGUUCCACAGCAGGAUGGACCCAAGACUUUGGGCAGCGAAGCUCCUGGCAUUAGAAUGAUGAUGAACUCGCUGAAGGAUGGAGGGCUGUUAAAAUUCGAUGGAUUAAGUGGCAAUGAUGGAUGGUCGAUUUUCGAGAUGAAGGCCACCGUAAUGAAACCAUUAUCACUCAAGAAGAAGAAGGAAUAUCCAUUCUCUUCUUCCAAAACAUUGAACCAACCCACGCUUCCGUCAGAUUUGCUGGAAUAAAUCACCAUAAAAAGCCCAAAUUGGAUGAAUUGUCCAACAGGGUGUAAGCUCUUCACUUCGAUAAUCUACUCUCGGUUUCUUGUUAACCUAAUCAUUGUGCCCGAACUCAAGCAAUGUCCAUGAAUUCGUUCUUUUAUCGGAAGAAUCCAGUUUUUGAAUUGGUAGACACUGAAGACGUGUUAAAUACGAAUGAUUUGAAACACUUGGA
Messenger RNA from Tigriopus californicus, 1288 nucleotides. RefSeq lists its product as uncharacterized. Bases 226 to 1080 code for a protein of 284 amino acids. NCBI's taxonomy places the organism in Eukaryota, Metazoa, Arthropoda, Copepoda, Harpacticoida, Harpacticidae. The record is from RefSeq and is a predicted model, not a curated record. The transcript has 7 exons.